GCAGCCAUGGCUGCUGCGAAUCCAGCACAACUGCUCCUAGGUGAAGUGACUUGUUCAGUGUGUAAAGAUUAUUUUAAAGACCCAGUGUCUCUAGAUUGUGGGCACCAUUUCUGCCAGGCCUGCAUCACUCAGUGCUGGGAGGGAUUGCGUACAAACUUCCGCUGUCCUGAGUGCAGAGAAACCUUCUCCCAGAGAAACUUCAAACCAAACAGACAGCUGAGGAAUAUUGUAGAAGCUGCCAGAAAACUUACACUGGAGCGAACAAAUGAACCAGAAGUUGGGACAGUGUGUGAAAAACACAAGAGGGCUUUAGAUGUCUUCUGCCAAGAGGAUCAAACACCCAUUUGUUUGGUUUGCCAUCUGUCCCGAGAUCACAGAGAACACACUGUGGUUCCCAUAGAGGAGGCUGCCGAGGAUUACAAGGACCAAAUUCGGAGCCGUUUGGAGAUUUUGAAGAAAGAGAGAGAAGUGAUUCUGUCGUUUAAAUUGAGUGGGGAAAAUAAAAGCCAGGAACUGCUGAAACAGCUAGAAACUGAGAAGCAGAAGAUUGUGUCUGAAUUUCAGCAACUGCGCCAGUUUCUGGAGGAACAAGAGCGACUCCGGCUGGCCCAGUUGGAAGAGCUGAAUAAGGAAAUUGAAAAGGGGAGGCCUGAGUAUGUUGCCAAAUUAUCUGAGGAAAUAUCUUCUUUUAGUUCCCUGAUCAGUGAGAUGGAGCAGAAGUGCCAGCAGCCAGCGAGUGAAUUCCUGCAG
Terrapene triunguis (Three-toed box turtle) is the source of this 750-nucleotide messenger RNA. RefSeq names its product zinc finger protein RFP-like. The annotation marks the transcript as partial. NCBI's taxonomy places the organism in Eukaryota, Metazoa, Chordata, Testudines, Emydidae. Gene Ontology annotation, molecular function: zinc ion binding. The transcript has 3 exons. The record is from RefSeq and is a predicted model, not a curated record.